AAGCGAAAAAGUUGGCAGCACGGUAUCGGUGUUUUAUUUAUUUGCCAUUCACCAUCGCGGUAUUUACAACUUUACAACUUGAGUUUUUGAAAAAAUGUUCACAUCAUACGCAUCAUACAUGCCUUGAAAUUCGCUUAGCUAUAGAUGAUAAAGACCAAAGUGUACGAGAACAGUGGACGUUAUUAAUUAUAUGCUUCGAAGAGGUUACCCGUCAAGUUGAAAUUAAGAGUUUCAAUCCACCAGUAUCCAAUCUUAAUAAAUAUAAAGAAAUACAAAAUUUAUGCUGUCUUGCCUGUCACGCUUUUGUAUUGUUCCUACAUUAUAAUUGCGGUUACGAAUUGUCAAGCUUAAAAAGAUGUAUGACUCUGAUGCAAAUUUAUGACGGAUCAAAUGGAACAAAAAAUGGAUUCAUACACUGGCGACGCAGGUACUUAUGGUCUCCUAACUGAACUCUGCAGAAACUUCCUCCAUAAGCAGAGUACUGCUGACAAACAUCCGUACAUUCCACAGAAAGAUUAUUCUGCAACUCUCAAAAAAUUAAGGUCCAAAGCUUACGGUGUAUUGUUGAACAAAUCCAUAGAAACAUACGAAAUAGGCGCAGGACAGAAGAGCAAAGAUAAGGACCCUAUUGUUGAAUUAUUGAAACAUGCUUUUGUAUUAAAAGUUGGAAAGAAAUCUGUGGCAAAAGCUACGGAGCUUGAAGUGUUUAUCGAUGAAUUAAUUGACUCUGAGGAUGACAUAGAUCCAACUAUUUAUUCCACUCUGCAGUUACUUGUUAGUCUGAAAAAUUUGGAAGCACAAGAGCCAGAAAAAGAACUGAAUGUCUUCCAUUAUGGAAAACCUAAUCCAUUUCUGCCUGAGUCAUUAUGGGAUGGCAAAGGUGUUACUCCGUUUCAAAGCUAUCCGAUGGAGUCGUUUGUUGUCUCAGACGUAUUCGAAGGAUUAUUGGGGAUCAAGCAUAGUUCUGUUAUACAAAACUGUGCAGUUGAGCCUGGUAGUAGACUAUCGUUUCUUGGAAGAUUUAGGUCUACUACCACAAUUGCUACCGAAUCCAUUCGCAGUGGGAAUACCAUACCACCUAUAGCAUCCAAAGCGUCUAAAGGGUUACUAGAGCUUACCGCAUUCAGAGAUUACAGUAUGCCAUCAUAUUUUCUUCCAAAUAUUACGGAAGACGCAGAGGAAGUAGAAGGUGAUCAUUAUCUGCAGAACAAGGGAUUGGUAACGGAGUUCGAACCGUCCUGGGAGGGUGCCGAUCCGCCAUGUGUAGACACCAGUGCUUCUGAUAUUUGGGAUGUCCAAGUAUCUAAUCACUAUAUUUAUGAGAGAUUAAGUACUGCUAAGCAUAGUGUCACCGAUAUCUGGGAAAAUGUGCUCACUAGUCAGCCAGUGUCUAAUUAUCGUACAUGGGAGACUCUUGGUCAGUUUGAUCCACCAAAGCAGCUACACUUUAUAACAGAAUCUCCCAAAGCCAUGUUUCACAUAAGAAGAAUAAAACAGGCCAACAUUUUACAAAUGGGAUUGACCAGGUUUACCGAUUCUGUAAGUUUGAUCUAUGAAGUUUCCAGCCAAAGAUUCUUAUCGGACAUCAAAUUACUGCUAGUUGGGAUUGAGUCGGACUGUUUCAUGUAUGAUAAUUCGCUAGGGUUUUAUUUGAAACCUAACUUGGCUGUCCCAGGAUUAAGUAUUGAAAGUUUGAAGGAUGUUUGUGCUCCUGUCACUCAUUGGGGAAAUUGUUUCAAAGCCUUGAGCUUUUUAACAGCGUCGCAUCCACAAACUGGUGAACUACAACAAAAAGGACUCAUAUUUAAGGCAAUGUGUAACAAAAUUAAAGAAGUACUGCUUCGACACCGAGCAGCAAUUGAUCGCAUUUGCGUGGAUAAAGAAUCGAUUGGAUUGCUAUCUUUACUUGAUCAAGUUCGUCCUUUGGGCCUUAUAAUCACGGAACUAGCUAAACUAUGUCAUUGCGAUAGUCAAAAUAAAGUUGAACUUGACGAGGGUCUCGGAAUUCUAACCCAUAUAUACCAAGAAGUCACCAAGGUUACUCAGCCAAAAGUGGCUCUGGUGUUUUAUUCCGUACUCAAGGCUUGUUGUGAGGUUUAUUUUUGGUUUCUGCAAAAGUGGUUAUUUGAAGGUGUCUGUGAUGAUAUAUAUGGAGAAUUUAUGAUCAAAGUAAAACCGCAGUAUCUGAGACAACGUGGACAUAGGUUUUGGACAAAGGGUUUCUUAAUAAACCACAAAUCAGUACCUGGCUUCUUAGGAGAAUUAACGGAUUCCAUACUACAAUGUGGGAAGGCAGUCAGACUUCUGAAGAUCUGUGAUCCAAAGAAUCCACUGUGCGGUGUCUUGGCGACUUCCUAUCCGGCUGUGCGCGUUUGCUUAAGUGUAGGACAGCUUAGAGAACAACAGAUGCAUUGUAAUGAAUAUAUGACUAGAGGUAGAUCAGCUCUCGGUACGAAUGUCUCCCUCUGUUCAGCACUCCAAGAAAACAGGGAUAUCCUGAAAAAGAAAGCACAACUCGUCAAUAUUGCUCAUCAGGAAAUGUUAAUUCGACUCAAACGUGAACAGGAGGAAAUUGCCAAGCAAAUAGCACAAGGCAAACGUGAAUUAUUAGCAGAAUUGAAAGACCAAGCAGAAGAGGCUGUUCUUCGCAAGGAAAGGGAUAAAGAAGCUCAAUUACAGGCUGAUCAACUACUUAUGGAGAAAAUUAACAGGGAACAAAAAGAAGAGGCUGAAAGAAUGCAGCAAGAAAAAGAGAACAUUCUAAUGUAUUACAACGGAUUAGCUAUUGAAGCCGAUAGACGCAAAGUUCAUGCUGAUUGGCGUAUCAGGCGGAUGGAAUUAUUUGACAAGAGGUUAGCUGCUUUGUCCCAAGCUAAACAGGAAGUGUGGGAGAUGAAAGAUAGUUUGAAAGUGACAAGUUCAAACGAGAAUAACCAUUUCACGACAGAAAUUUCAAAUAAUAUUGAGGGAGGUACAGAAGAACUUGAAAAACAGAGUGUUGAUCUUUACAUUGAAGAUUUAAACUUGAAUGAUCCCGUACUGCUACUUGAAUCCGAGAAGAGUGACGUCGAUGGCAAUGCUAACAAAAAAGAAGAUGAAAACAGUAAUGUUUCACAACUUUCCACAUCAGCUACAAAUGAUGAAAAAAAUUCUCCAACAAAAAGUACUGAUAAAGACACUCUAGUUCAUGCAAAAGAUGAAAACACUGAAGUAACUGAAAGUGUUACUAUUAAAUCACCUCGGCCUACCGUACUAAAUAUCACACCGAUAAGUUUGUCAACAGAGCCAAUUAAAAUCAGAGAAGAUCUUUUAGAGAGAAAAAUAUUGCAAACAAAUAAAAAUAGGGUAAUGGGUCAUACAGUAUUUUCGGGUGAAGAUUAUUACGAGCAAUUUGACAAUGAAAAAAAUAAGUUGCAGAACUUUCUCAUCGAUAGAACAGACAUCACAAAAGAAGCACUAGCUAAUAGAAUCAGAAAUACUGGGAACUUGGAUGCAUUCAUUGGGUUAGAUAGAGACUCAACAGUUCCAAUCUUGAAUGACGAAGUUAUUGUGAAUUUAAUGAAGUUUGGAAAUCCCGAUAAUCUAACAGAAUUACAACGUAACAAGCUCAAAGUUCUCCGAGAAGAAUAUGACUGGACACCAAACAACAAUCAGAUAAGAAGUGUUUGCUCUAAUAAAGAUAAAAACAUCACAGCAAGUUCAGUUGAUCAGGUACAAUCUGAUGAAAUUUUAAUGGAGUCAAUUCCUCCAAGUUGUCUUUCUGAAUUACAAAUAAAUAGAAAUCGGAAUAUUCAACACCGUACUGAUCAGGUUCCAAUUGAUCUGCUGCAAAUAACGAGUUUGAUAGAUCAUGAACUAACUGAUGCAGAAAAGAACCGAAACAGAAACAUGGCACAUCGUACUGGUCAAGAAAUGCCAACAUUGAUAAUCCCAGAACAUAUAGCACGAGAGCUGACAGAUGCACAGAAAAACAGAAAUAGAAAUAUGCAACAUUCCACUGAUCAAAGUACUGCACCAGAUGAAAUAGUCAGAAAUGAACCGGCAGUUUUAACUCAGGCUCAAAAAAAUCGGGCCCGGGUCAUGGAACAGGAAUUUUAUGUUUAUGGCAGUGCUUCUGUUGAUAAACAAAAUGAUAAUAUCGACGUCGCUACACCAUUCCCAAUUUCAGAAUCGGCUAGCUCACAACAAAUCGUUCAAGAAAACACUACACCCAUGUCAUGUACCACAGAUAAUUUUCCUCUAUCAAUGAGCAGUAGCAUGUCGCAACUACAACAGUGUAUGGAUACUCCUUUAUCUGAAAUGAGCACUGAUAUGCGAUCUGCCUUGACUACAGGUGAAAUACUAACUGCCGAUACAGCACGCUCAGACAUUUCGGAAAGUGGCUUCAAAUUUCCAGACAGAUCUCAGAUGUUUCCUAAUUUUUUGGGCUUCAGCUCCGCUGCGAUGACACCAACUUCAGAAUCAGUGUUGACUGUAACAGAUGUAGAGAUGAUCGACAAUACAUCACUGCAUGUUUAUUUAGAAAAAUCUGUCGCUAUUCCUUUGCAAGUCCAGAGCAGACUUGUAAACGAUGCAAUCAUUAAGUACUUGCUAAGCGAACACAAAUUCUUAUCUCAUUUACACAGCCUUAGAAGUUAUUUCUUUUUACUGAAUGGCGAGUUUGCUAAAAAUUUAACAAAGUCACUAUUCACAAGACUUUAUGAGAUUUCAAUACCAGCAGAUCUGUUGAAUUCAGCGACGCUAAAUAAUCUGUUAAAUAAAGCGCUUGUUGCAUCGCUCAGUAGCAGCUAUGCAAACUCAGAACGACUCAGUCUUUCUGUCACUGAUGUACCUUCUCAGUUACAGGUUUCAAAUCCAGAAGCCUUAGAAUGUCUAUGCUUGAAUUAUAAAAUUUCCUGGCCACUAAACAUAAUCUUAGAUGAGAUGUCGAUGUUGCAAUAUACUAAGGUGUUCAAAUUUUUACUCAUGGUUGGACGUGUCAUGUGGGUUCUACAAGAAGAUUUUCACAUUUUGAAAGUAGAAAGAAAAGCCACGAACUCUAAAGAAUAUCAUGGGAUACAAUUGUUCAGACACUCGAUGAUGCAGUUCAUGACAGCUUUGCAUAAUUACUUAACGUGCAGCGUACUUCAUGCCAGCUGGGCAGAAUUUGAAAAAGAUCUGGAAAAUGCGAUAACCAUUGAUCAGGUUUAUCUCACCCAUGUGGGCUAUAUCAAGAAAAUUCUCUCUCGGUGUAUGUUAAACCCACGAGGAGAAAAAAUGCGAACAUGUCUGCACAACAUUUUCAAAGUUAUUUUAAAAUUUCACAAUCGCGUGCGGUCACAAAGUUGGAUUAUCACUCCCAUGGGAUACGUGCAUCCUAAUUUUGCAAAAUUGCAACAACUGUACAAAGCUUUUUGUGAACUACGGACAUACUUGGCCCAUGUUGCAGAUAAGUUGGCAAGCAGUGGAUAUCAGCCGCAUCUGACACAUUUUCUUAAUACACUUAACAUAAAUUAUCUUUACGACCUAACUAUUAAAAGAAAAGAGUAAAUCAAAUGUUAUGAAAGAAAGAAACGUACAUUUCUAUAUUACGUUCCUCAUGUAGUACUCUGUAUAUUUAAAUAUUUAUUAUUAGACAUUAGAUUUAUAAUAAAUCCCAGAAUUACCGCAAACUCCAAAAGCUUUAUAACUUUGUAAAUAUGAAAUUAAUAGUAUCUGUGAUCAUUGUUUAGGUAAAACUUGCACGAAUUUCAAUGUGUUACAUAGGAACAAGACACCGUUGUAGUUUCCAUUCUUGUUGCAUAUAGUGCACGUUGCAUUGUGCUAUGACGCUUGCAAGUUUUCAAUGCCAGUUGAUAAUUACAUUGAUUUAAUACUAAGUUUGUAAUCUUUGCGAGGUCCAAAGAUCAUAACACUAACACAACUGAAGGUAAAUGUUUUACCGUUGCAGUACAGACUGCAUUUUUUCCCUACUUAUAUUAGUUAAAUUAACAUUACAUUAACCAAAUUUUUUUUAGCAGAGUGCAUAUUUUAUAUUGAGCUUGUUAUAAUUUCUCGGCCUGUUGUUGGUGAAUAAUUGUGUUUGAAUGAAAGUGCAGCAUUGUUAAAACUGUAGGUACUAAGCAGUUAUGCAUGCGAUGGUGCUUCUUCGAUAUUUAAUGUAAUAUUUUCUUAAUAGUAGUUGAUCACGAAUUACGUC
This is a messenger RNA of Diprion similis, 6178 nucleotides long. It is a transcript of the gene Grip163, whose product is annotated as gamma-tubulin complex component 6. Gene Ontology annotation, molecular function: microtubule minus-end binding; gamma-tubulin binding. Lineage: Eukaryota; Metazoa; Arthropoda; Insecta; Hymenoptera; Diprionidae. The transcript has 15 exons. Bases 379 to 5529 code for a protein of 1716 amino acids. Gene Ontology annotation, cellular component: gamma-tubulin complex; equatorial microtubule organizing center; spindle pole. The record is from RefSeq and is a predicted model, not a curated record. Gene Ontology annotation, biological process: mitotic cell cycle; meiotic cell cycle; microtubule nucleation.